UGAGAUGGUGGAGUGUGAGGCCUAGAUUCACACUCAGCUGACAAGGCAAUGAAACGUAGAAAGCACGCAUUGGCUCGGUCUCUGAUACACUCCGUAAAUGAUACGACAUACGCGAAAAAAACUGUAUAUCAUCCACGCCACUCCAUCCAUUUAACAUAAGGGGGCAACUACGAAUGUUUGUUUAGCGCGCGAUAGACGUUCUGGUUGUGGAGGAAAAUCUUGGCGUGAGAAUGACCAGUCGCCCUAGUGCAGUGCUGGGGUUGAUAGCACUGGCGGCGAUAUUACUGGGCCAAGCUACGGAAGCGGUGGAUUUCGAAUUCUCUAAUAAUGCCCAGGGAACCACCGGUGGCAACAGAUUCGAUCAAGAGAUCGGCCAGAGCGGAGCCCUUGAAAUUAUGGACUCCUCCACCAAAUUCAUCUGGGAUACCUUCCAACAGCAAUCGGCUGCAGACAGAAAGAAUGUGGUAAACGUUACUCUCAUCAUCGAAAGCAUGGAAGGCGUUGCGUAUACAAGUGCGGACGAAAUUCACCUGAGUGCAGAUUAUGUAGGUAACUACGGAGGGGACGUGAUGGCAGAAAUUAGAGGAGUUUUGUACCACGAAAUGACACACGUGUGGCAAUGGAACGGGCAGGGAAAAGCCCCCGGUGGGCUCAUUGAAGGCAUUGCAGACUAUGUGCGCCUCACUGCAGGGUUGGCUCCUUCCAACUGGGUUAAGCCAGGCAGUGGAGACAAAUGGGACCAGGGUUAUGAUGUUACUACCUACUUCUUGCAGUAUUGUGACAGUAUUAGCUCUGGAUUUGUUGCCAACAUAAAUGCUAAAAUGGCUUCCGGAUGGGACUUGGGGUUCUUUAUUGAGCUCACUGGCAAAUCUGUUGACCAGAUUUGGAGUGACUACAAGAAUACCAAAUAUGCUUCUUCCGCUAAGAUUGUAACCGUAAGUGUUUUCUUAGUUAUUGUAAUUAAAGAAUAACUUAUAUAAAUUCUUUCUAAGGAGGUCAAACACUGUGCUAUAUUGUCCUGCUUAAAGAUCAAUAUUCUUUUCUUUUAUGAUCUUUCUAUUAUAGCUAUGUCAAAAAAGUGAAGGCCAAAUGGGAGAUGUAAAUCUGUACCUACCUUAAAAUGACAUUGAUUGCAACCAUGAUGUAGUCAUAUUAGCAAUUUGUA
Molecule: messenger RNA, 1165 nt
Organism: Cryptomeria japonica (Japanese cedar)
Lineage: Eukaryota; Viridiplantae; Streptophyta; Pinopsida; Cupressales; Cupressaceae
Exons: 1
Coding region: 231-971 (246 amino acids)
Source: RefSeq, a predicted model, not a curated record